Molecule: messenger RNA, 4364 nt
Organism: Meriones unguiculatus (Mongolian gerbil)
Lineage: Eukaryota; Metazoa; Chordata; Mammalia; Rodentia; Muridae
Gene: Cckar
Product: cholecystokinin A receptor
Exons: 5
Coding region: 225-1505 (426 amino acids)
Biological process (GO): neuropeptide signaling pathway
Cellular component (GO): membrane
Molecular function (GO): cholecystokinin receptor activity; neuropeptide receptor activity
Source: RefSeq, a predicted model, not a curated record
CUUGCACAGUCUGCCUUCUCCCCACAGGAACGCAAACGCUUGCCCAGAUGGUCUGAGAAUGAACUCAAGUUGCCUUUAGGAAUGGCUGCAAAGCCCACACCUGGAAAUCCCCCCUCCCUGCCCCUCCACGGCAGGUUGCAGCUGGGAGAUUCUCCAGUCAUUAGAGGGAAGAGCCAGGAGUGAGCCAUUCACUCGCUCGCCAGCACUUGCUGGAAAGCAGCAGGAUGGACGUGGUCGACAGUCUUCUCGUGAAUGGGAGCAACAUCACCACCCCCUGUGUCCUCGGGCUGGAAAAUGAGACUCUUUUCUGCCUGGAUCAACCGCAACCUUCAAAAGAGUGGCAGCCUGCCGUGCAGAUCCUCCUGUAUUCCUUCAUAUUCCUUCUCAGCGUGCUGGGGAACACGCUGGUCAUCGCCGUGCUGAUCCGCAACAAGAGGAUGCGCACCGUCACCAACAUCUUCCUGCUGUCCCUGGCCGUCAGCGACCUCAUGCUCUGCCUCUUCUGCAUGCCGUUCAACCUCAUCCCCAACCUGCUCAAGGACUUCAUCUUUGGGAGUGCUGUGUGCAAGACCACCACCUACUUCAUGGGCACCUCCGUGAGUGUUUCCACUUUCAACCUGGUGGCCAUCUCCCUGGAGAGAUACGGCGCCAUCUGCAGACCCUUACAGUCCCGCGUCUGGCAAACAAAGUCCCAUGCUUUGAAGGUCAUCGCUGCCACCUGGUGCCUUUCCUUUACCAUCAUGACUCCGUACCCCAUUUACAGCAACUUGGUGCCUUUUACUAAAAAUAACAACCAGACAGCGAACAUGUGCCGCUUCCUGUUGCCAAGUGAUGCUAUGCAGCAGUCCUGGCAAACAUUCCUGCUACUCAUCCUCUUCCUUAUCCCUGGGAUUGUGAUGGUGGUGGCCUAUGGAUUGAUCUCUCUGGAACUCUACCAAGGAAUAAAAUUUGAUGCUAGCCAGAAGAAAUCUGCUAAAGAGAAGAAGCUGAGCAGCGGCAGCAGUGGCCGAUAUGAGGACAGCGAUGGCUGUUACUUGCAGAAGUCCAGGCACCCGAGGAAGCUGGAGCUUCAGCAGCUGUCCACCAGCAGCAGAGUCAAUCGCAUCAGGAGCAGCGGUUCUGCUGUCAACCUGAUAGCUAAGAAGCGGGUGAUCCGGAUGCUCAUUGUCAUCGUGGUCCUCUUCUUCCUGUGCUGGAUGCCCAUCUUCAGUGCCAACGCCUGGCGGGCAUAUGACACUGUCUCGGCCGAGAAACACCUCUCAGGGACCCCCAUCUCCUUCAUCCUGCUCCUCUCCUACACCUCCUCCUGCGUCAACCCCAUCAUCUACUGCUUCAUGAACAAACGCUUUCGCCUGGGCUUCAUGGCCACCUUCCCUUGUUGCCCCAAUCCUGGUCCCCCAGGGGUGAGAGGAGAGGUGGGGGAGGAGGAGGAUGGGAGGACCGUAGGGGCAUCACUGUCCAGGUACUCCUACAGCCACAUGAGCACCUCUGCUCCAGCUCCUUGAGCUGGUCCACUGCAGCAGGAGGGGGGGCACAGGGAGCAAGGAAGAGAAGGAAAAGAAGGAAGAGGAAGCAAGAGUAAAUGAGAAGGAAGACCCAUUUCUCACAAGGACUCCUCAAUGUCUGCUUUUCAUCCUUGACAAAGUUCCAGAAGGAGGGACUCAAGGCAAGGUCGGGAAAACGCUAAGACAUUUUCCAUACUGUUCAUCGUGGGAGAAGCCUCAGUGGGUCAGGGACAGGAGCUCCACGGAGCUCAUGCUACAAAUAUCACUGCCAAGUCCAUGUUCAAAAUGGAGGUGUAGACCUUGAGGAGCUGUAGAAUUUUCUGGAACCCCCCGGGUGAGGUCUCUCCAGAGUGGCACGCUGCUCUGCUGUUUCUCCUCUUCCUGCAGAGUUCCACUCAGGACCUCCCUCCCCAGGACUCCCAGAUACUUCUCAUGCAUACCACAAAGCCACACUUUUUCAUGGCCACCAAGGGCCUGCGGAGCACACCUCCUCUGGCCACUUCUGAAUAUGGGGGUGGUCUGAUACUUCUUAAGCUUGAGGUCGGUCAGGCACACUCAGAGGUGAAAGAUUAGGCCAUCAUCAGACAAGCAAAAAGAAUGUGUCUAAAAGACGGGCUUUUGAAGUUUUACUUCUACAGGCAAAAAAAGUGUGGAAACGGCUAAAGGGAGUGUUUUCUGUCAGCAUUACAGAAGGGAUGAUCUGUGGUCAACUCUCUGUAUCCUAACACACACGGCUUUUUUUUUUUUUAACCUUAACUCAAUUUCUUAUGUUUACUGUAUAUCCUCCUCUCCAGGAAGACCUUCAGGUAAGAAAGGAGAUAGAUAUACCUGGGCAAGGAUGGGAACAUGGCUAGUCAGGCCCUGAAGAAAACUGACAUGCUGGGACUCGGUUAACAAGGAGCUUUGAAUGGCAAAACUGUGUAUGCUUUUAUGUGCCAUCUGUGUAGCUCUUGGCGUGUGUGUGUGUGUGUGUGUGUGUGUGUGUGUGUGUGUGUAUAAACUAAACAUAUGGCUGCAUUCUCUGCUUGUUAAAAAUUUGUCAGUAGAUGCUGGAAUUCAACAAGUGUUACUGCUCUUCCAUAAAAGUUGGAGUUUCGUAUAAGUUUUGUUUCUUUGCAAAAUUAAGGUUGAAAACGCCCAACUCCGAGAACCCUGUUUAAAAAUAGAAAUAAAUUACACAUUGAGAUACGAGGAAGAACGUUUCUAGAUAGCAUCUACUGACCCAGCCUGCUAACACACUCUCCUUCCCUCCCUCCCUGUCUUUCUCCUUUUCCUUCCUUUUCUUUUUUUUUUUUAACUUGAAUAAUGUUGUCUUGUCUCCUUAAAAGAGUUAGGAUGAACCUUUCCAACAGAAGCAAGUAACGCACGUGCAGAAAGUAACAAAUACGCAAAGAAACAAACCCAAGGAAGGUCCAUUGCUUUGAGCUGUCAAUUAUCCAAGAAGUGGGCCUUCUUAUCCUUUCCACGAGGCCACAACCAUCCCCUGAUCCAGGCCCCACAUUCUUGGUGGUCCCUAAAACUCCUUCCGGAAGAGGAAAACAGGGGAAUAGCAAGGACAGUAAGGCUCCCGGUGUUCUAGAAUUACACAAGAGGUGCGCACAGAGAUUGCCGCACCUAACAGUGUCCUGAGGAGAAACUGCUGAGCACAUAAGGGCCCAUCACGCACGACUGCUCCAUCCAGACUAGCCCUCCCUCAGACGUCAGUCCUGGAGGAGUGGCUGUCACCAGCCUCUCAGUCAACCAUUUCAAAGUCAAAAUGAGAAUUCAAGCUGCUAUGAUAAAAGAUGUAAUAGAAAUGUCUUUGAUACCUCAGUCGGUCUUAUAUACCUUUCCUGCCUGAAUAAAGACUGAGUCAUCCCCUCUGGCCCUCUGACUAUAUUAGGAAAUAAAUGAAGAAAAAGUAAGGACUCCUCCAUUAUUAGGAACCUCUGGAGUUUUUUGAGGCAUAUUAGCCUAAAGACAAGAUUUCAGGAUUUAGUUAAUAAAAAUACAGAUAUGCAGCUAAAGAAUAAUCUCAGAGCGGUGGCUCUCAACAUUCUUAAUGCUGUGACCCUUUAAUACAGUUCCUCAUGCGGUUACCCCCAACCGUAAAAUUAUUUUUGUUGCUAUUUCAUAACUCUAAUUUUACUACUGUUAUGAAUCAUGCUGUGAAUAUAUGCUUUUCUGAUGGUCUUAGGUGACCCUUGUGAAAAGGCAUUCAACUCACAAAGGGGUCGUGACCCACCGGUUGAGAAACACUACUAUAGCUAAUUUUUUAGUCUGAGCGCCUCUGAUACACUAAAAGGCAGCCUAUAUUUUAUCUGCCAGCCCAUUUUGAAAUAUCUUAAGGCAGGUACAAACAUCAACAAGAUUUCCCACAUCCACGGUAGUGAAAUGCUUCUUCUGAUUUAACUCGCUGGGGAGUCUUUCACCUACUGAGAGCUGGGAGGUGAGUGGGGGGCACUAACUUUCAGAGUCUGUGAUGAGCUUUGGGUAGGUCUGAUUGUGCCUUCUUUGCCUCGUGUUAAACAAGAGUACUGAUCUGAACAUGAAUUCAAGUUCAGGGAACAAAUACAUGGGCUGUCUAAUACUGUCUGCUAUCACUUCAGCAGCAUGUUGGAAUUGAUGGUCGUGUCUCAGCUUUUUGUGCUUUGGUAAGCUCUUUGUCACCUUGGUAAGGCCUCCUGGUGAACAAGCAAGCCCUUCAGCCCUCGGGUUUGGUUGCACGUGUCCCUGUAUGCUUAACAGGUGUCGUCUCUCUGCUUAAGCAAAAUGUCAUUUUUAUGAGUCCAGCAAGGAGCGCUGCUGGAUUUCCACUGGACAGACUUCCUGUGUUUUGCCUCAUAACCCACGUACCAGGAAUGUUUAAUAAAUGUUAUG